AUGCCGUUCAAGACGCCGGUCCGCACAGCUCUGCAAGAGCACCCUACUUCGUGGGGUUUCUGGCUCACCGUCGCCAAUUCGACAGUUGCCCGAACCCUGCUUGCCUCGAGCAAGACUGCCCCUGAUGGCGGCUUCUCCUGGGUCCUGGUCGACGCCGAGCACGGCCUGAUCGCGGAUAACCACUACUACGACCUCAACCAGGCAGUAUCCUCGAUGAACGCGAGCCCCAUUAUCCGGAUACCGUGGGGAGAGGAAUGGAUGAUCAAGCGGGCGCUGGACUCGGGCGCGCACGGAAUUCUUGUCCCCAUGUGCCACACUCCUGAAGACGCAGCCAAGAUUGUCAAGUACUGCAAGUACCCGCCCACCGGGACCCGAGGCUACGGACCUCUGUACUCGACCCACGCCUUCUCGGAGCUGUCUGCGGCCGAGUACGACGCAGGAGCCGACAAGGAGCUGGUCAUCGGGGUGCAGAUCGAGUCUCAGUCGGGCGUGGACAACGUCGAGGCCAUCGCAAAGGUCGACGGUCUGGACAUGCUGCUGAUCGGUCCCUUCGACCUGGCGCUGCAGAUGGGUGUCACUCGUUUUGGUCCCGACCACGAGGCUGCCAUCGAGCGAAUCCGCAAGGCAGCCAAGGAUGCUGGCAAGAUUGCUGCUAUUUUCUGCACGACCGGCGAGCAGGCAAAGAUGCGCGCGGAUCAGGGCUUCGACAUGGUCUCCGUCAUCACCGACGUCGGUCUGCUGGGAGAGGCCAUGGCUCGCGAGCUCAACAACGCCAAGGGCAAGGGUGCGUCCGGUGAGAAGAGAGCAGGGUACUAG
Messenger RNA from Thyridium curvatum, 816 nucleotides. RefSeq lists its product as uncharacterized. Gene Ontology annotation, cellular component: cytoplasm. Bases 1 to 816 code for a protein of 271 amino acids. The record is from RefSeq and is a predicted model, not a curated record. The transcript is spliced from 6 exons. Lineage: Eukaryota; Fungi; Ascomycota; Sordariomycetes; Thyridiales; Thyridiaceae. Gene Ontology annotation, molecular function: aldehyde-lyase activity.